GCGCCGUUCUUCUAACGUUCGUUUCCAUAUGUUUGCAUCAUCAGGCGUUUGGCAAAAUGUUACGUCAUAAGCUCCGCAAAUUAGAACGUCCGGAUGAAAAUCGAAACGAUGAAGAUUUUCUUUGCGAGAUAAUCGAUUUCCAUAACACGAUUAAAAGUUGGUUUUCGGAGACAGCAAACCUUUUCAGCCUCCAUCUUUUGGCCCAACUCAUUGGCAAUAUGCUGAUGUUGGCUAUCAGUGUAUUUCAAUUCGAUCAGCAAAUCAAACGUCUCGACAUCAAUGGUUUCCUUUUUUGGAUUAUUAUUGCAUCGAUGUGCAUUUCUAACUUAUUUUUGUGCUGUUUCCUCGGCAAAUUGGCUUCUAAAAGCUACGAACAAAUGGCUGACGCUCUGUAUGAUUGCAAUUGGCACAAACUCCCGUUGAAUCUGCAAAAGUAUCUCAUCAUCAUGAUUGCCGACGCCCAGAUACCGCUCAACUAUCAUGGAUGCGGAGUCAUCACUUUGAAUCUGGAAACGUUUAGUGGUCUAAUGAGAUCUGUUUAUACCUACUACAUGAUGCUCAAGACUUUGAACGUAGAGUGAGAUAGUAAAAAAUCGAUAUGGACCGACAUGUGAUUUGGAAGGCAUUCUGUUAAUUUUUCAAACGUUUAUUGUCUAAUUUAAAUGAGCGCUUCGAAGAAAAUUGUUCUAUUUUGCUACAUUACUAAUAUGUUCACUCUUCAUAUUAUGUUUGUAAUAUGAUUUUAAAAAAAUAUUCAUUAUGACUUUUAAGUAUAUUGAAUCAGAGGGGUUUCAAACAUACGUUUUUGGAUGGCUUAGCAUCUCAGAAUUUCGUAUGCAGCGGAUAUAUCCCAGCAUAUCAACGACACAAGUAUAAAUCCGCUGCAUACGAAAUGCUGAGACGCUGGGCCAUCCAAAAACAUAUGUUUGAAGGAUUUUAAACUAUACAAAGAAAAAUUAAAAUAAAUACAACAGAUUUUGCUCUCUGUUAUAAGCUAUAUAAUAUGUUCGUGGUCGCACCUAAUUUUUAAAAGAUGUCACAGAAAAGCAUCCAAUCAAAAUAUGUAUCAAUGUUUCAAUACUUAAUAUUCGUUAUUAAUUGAGAAAAUUGUAAUUGGCACACCUAAAAGUGAUUAUCUCGAACUAAAUAUUCAACUAUAGUUAACUUCAGUCAGAAAUCAAAGAGUUUCAUUUGAUUCAAAACAAUUCGAAAAUUCAGCUGAGGCAUGAUAUUAGACAUUUUAUUUACUUUCAAAUUAAUUUACCCCAUAACCCUUUGCGUUGCCAUAUGGUAACGGCUCUUUGGAAAUAAAUAAAAAUCAGGGCACAUAUCAUAAAAAAUAGACACGUUUUAUACGCUCUAAGAAUGCCGCUUUCCAAUGAUAUAUUACAUUAUCAAAUUGGCGGAAAGAUUUUAAAACUAUGAUCUUGGGCGUUAUAGGGUUGAUAAAUAUUAUUCAUACAUUUUUAGAAUAUGAAUAACAUCACAUUUUGAAGGAAAAAUAGUUUUAGUUGAUGAUUUAAAAGGAAUUCUUUUUCAAUGGAUUUAUCGAAAACUCGAUGCUAAGUGUAUUACUCGAUGCUGUUUUAUGUGUUGC
Molecule: messenger RNA, 1597 nt
Organism: Sitodiplosis mosellana (orange wheat blossom midge)
Lineage: Eukaryota; Metazoa; Arthropoda; Insecta; Diptera; Cecidomyiidae
Product: odorant receptor 2a-like
Exons: 4
Coding region: 57-581 (174 amino acids)
Biological process (GO): detection of chemical stimulus involved in sensory perception of smell; sensory perception of smell
Cellular component (GO): plasma membrane
Molecular function (GO): olfactory receptor activity; odorant binding
Source: RefSeq, a predicted model, not a curated record